Molecule: messenger RNA, 244 nt
Organism: Racocetra persica
Lineage: Eukaryota; Fungi; Glomeromycota; Glomeromycetes; Diversisporales; Gigasporaceae
Source: the annotation of a GenBank genome assembly
UUAAAGCUGAUGCUGAAGUCGAAAAAAUUGGAGUUGAAAAGAAGAACUUACCUGAAGUUGGAAAGGACUGGAGUAAAGCUUCAGAUAGUAGAGCUGAGAUCUAUUUUGAUGAUAAGGUUGAUAAAGUUGAGAUAGCCAAAAAAGAUAUAAAUUGUAGAAAUAGAACAAUGAUGAUGAAUUGUAAUAAAAAGGAUAAGGAUUUAAAAGAAGACACUGGUACUACUGAAAAUGAUAAAAAAACAAU